Messenger RNA from Nothobranchius furzeri (turquoise killifish), 1385 nucleotides. RefSeq names its product lysophosphatidylserine lipase ABHD12. Gene Ontology annotation, biological process: phosphatidylserine catabolic process; monoacylglycerol catabolic process. Lineage: Eukaryota; Metazoa; Chordata; Actinopteri; Cyprinodontiformes; Nothobranchiidae. The record is from RefSeq and is a predicted model, not a curated record. Gene Ontology annotation, molecular function: phosphatidylcholine lysophospholipase A1 activity; monoacylglycerol lipase activity. Gene Ontology annotation, cellular component: endoplasmic reticulum membrane.
GUUGGUUCCGCUUUGUUGAUUGCUGCAGUAUGCAAGCAGCAAGGGCAAUGCUUUAACAAAAUCUAGGUUCCCAUGUUGUCCUGUUUGAGCUCUUGUUUCAGACAGCCACUCCGCUGCGUGUCUGCCUUUCUGUGAUAAACGUGAACUAGCUGAAGCAGCAGAAGGACUUCAGCUGAACAUUGACCUCCUUUCUCUGUAUUUCACAAUCGAGGUCUUGUCAGAGCCAGAGCUCUGCUGGAUUUAUCUCAGUCUGUAGAAGAGAGGAACCCACCGGUUUGGACACCGCUCUGGAAACUUUGGCCCAAAUGAAGAAAGCUUUGUUGUAUCUGUUAACUGUUUACAUUUCAGUCCCCGUUUUCCUUUACUUGUUCCCUUGGAUCAUGAGCUAUGCCAUAUUUUCCCACUUAUUGAGGUUUCCAUACUCCGCGGAUCUCAGCAGACCACAAGAUGUGCUGAAUCACACAUGCAACUUCUACCUCAACACAGAGGAGGACGUCUCAGUGGGAGUGUGGCAUACCCUCCCUGUCAGCCAAUGGGAAGCCUCCGCUGGGAGAACCCUUGACUGGUACCAUGAGACUCUAGGAGACGGAAGUCCUGUUAUUAUCUAUCUCCAUGGCAACGUAGGGACCAGGGCGAUGAGUCACAGAGUAGGACUGGUAAAGGUUCUGAGUGCUGCAGGUUACCAUGUCUUAUCUCUAGACUACAGAGGAUUUGGAGAUUCAACAGGAGAACCCAGUGAAGCUGGACUGACCAGCGACGCCCUCUACUUGUACCAGUGGGUAAAGACACGCAGCAGGAGUUUAGUCUGCUUCUGGGGGCACUCACUGGGCUCCGGAGUGGCAACCAAUGCUGCAGUAAAACUCCAACAACAAGGAUCUGCUGUGGAUGCUUUAAUCCUGGAAGCUCCAUACACAAAAAUCGGAGAAGCUGUAGCCCUUCAUCCCAUCGCUAAGAUGUACGCGUUCCUGCCAGGAUUUGAGAGCUUGCUUUGGCACUUACUGGAGAGGAUCAGUAUCCAGUUUGCUAAUGAUGAAAACUUGAAGAAGCUGACGAGUCCACUUCUCAUUCUGCAUUCAGAAGAUGACCGUGUGGUUCCCCUUCACAUGGGUCAGAAGCUGCACCAGAUUUCCCUGCAAGCCCACAGGGAAUCGGACGCUCAGGUUGAAAUGGUCUCCUACAGCGCACAUCUCGGAUUCUCCCACAGCAGCAUUUACCUGGACCCACAUCUGUCAGACGUGGUUCAGAAAUUCUUUAAAAACGUGAGACGGUAGAGCAGAUCCUUCUCCCUGGGGCAGUUUGUGGAGAAUAAAUGAAAAGGUUCUUUACUGAUUUAUUUUUCUUCAAAGUGCAUGAAAUAAAUAUGGAAAUAAAGCCUCCUGAUAUCA